Molecule: messenger RNA, 1585 nt
Organism: Leguminivora glycinivorella
Lineage: Eukaryota; Metazoa; Arthropoda; Insecta; Lepidoptera; Tortricidae
Exons: 5
Coding region: 57-731 (224 amino acids)
Source: RefSeq, a predicted model, not a curated record
AAGUGCAAGUGUUACAGUGCGAGUUUUACGUACACGGAGAAAUUCACCUUGAAACAAUGUCUGACUUUGAGUACCAUGUAAUCCAGUCUAAGAAAGACCUCGACUCUGAGGAUGAAUCUGGAUCAUUAAAGACUCAGAAGAAAACAACCAAAAGGAAAAACGCUUCUCAGAUCCCGAAACGUGACGCGGGCUGGUCGCUGGACAGAAACGUCGUCGAAGAAUGUGCUAGUAAAAGCAAGAAGAUCAAACCAAAGAAAACUGUGAAAAAGCACGCAUCGUCCGUGUUAAUAACUGAUACGUUGCAGGACAGUGACACUGACCUUGAUGAAGAAGACAAAACUAAAAGUACGACAACCAAGUCGAAGAAAGAGACACCUGAUUGUAAGCCAGGCUGGUUUUCAAACUGGGGUGACGAAGGACAUGUUGAAGCCCAGCGUCGAGCAUCCGCUGCCAACUCUCUGUCGUCCGUGCUGAUACGUCGCGUCCCAGGCGGCUACGUGCGUCGCACAGCUUCGUUAACCGGUGAUCUUUUUAUUGAUCUUAAACUGUAUAACGUAGUAGAUAUUCAAAACGUUCCAUCUGAAGCCCGUUGGGAGAAAGCGCUGGUUAAUUUUAAAUAUCGUGUGGAUUCCGUUUCGGAUAUAGUAGAUGGAAUAAAUAAGAUUCUAAAGCGUUGUAAGGACGACUUUACAGAUGAAGGAACCUUUUUCCCAGAUAAAAAAAGCCAAUAAUCUUUAAUCUUUUUUACGUCUAAUUUAGUCUAUUCCUAUGUCAAUAGGCAAAAUGCCUCAUAAUAGCUCCAUAUUUUGUUCAGUGUGUGACAUAAGUAUUCCAAGUAAAGCCUUUUCUGCUCACUUGCGCACUAACUUGCAUAAAAAUAAUAACUCUGUUCAAUUAACUCCUGAUAUUGAAAAAAUAAGCAGCGCUUUCCGUAGUAGAAUAGCAUCAUACAGAGUGCGUGGACCAGAGAGUAGCCUCCAUGACUCACCGGUAAAGUUUCUGUGCGCUCUUCGUAGACAUAUUAAACAUAUUCUCGAAGCGAGAAGGCUUGCUUUUGGAUCUAUAAAGGUUAACUUUGAACUGUUUGCUGAAUUUGGUUUGCCGAAAAAUGAAGCAUGUGAAAUUAAAUCAUUCGCUACGCAAAAUAUCAUUUUACAUCAGAGUUACGAAUUUAAAGAAAUAUUUUCAACCAUUUUGAACACAUUGAGCACGAAAAUUGAUGAAUUUCAAGAACGGGACAGUGGCUGGAGCUUUCUACGAAACUUAUAUCUCGAGAUAAACAUAAACAAAUAUAAUCCUCUUAGAGCGUCUAGAUUUAUAGAAUUACCAAAGUUAAUAAAACAUCGAAGAGCUUGUGUAAAUAUUAAAAACAAUGAAAGUAGCACUAUCUUCGAAUGAUGAUAAACGAGUAAUAUUAAAAGACAAUAUUCACACACUUGCGUGGGGACAUGCUUCAUUUUUCUAAAUAUAGUUAUAUAGUGAUAUUUUAAAGGAAACUUUGAACUAAUUUGUAAACACCUACUUUACUUUUUAAGUUAGCUAUGCCAGUAUGUAUAUUAUUAUUAAAUAAACUUUAAAAAAAAAA